Molecule: messenger RNA, 2898 nt
Organism: Solea senegalensis (Senegalese sole)
Lineage: Eukaryota; Metazoa; Chordata; Actinopteri; Pleuronectiformes; Soleidae
Product: cadherin-2-like
Biological process (GO): adherens junction organization; cell morphogenesis; cell-cell junction assembly
Cellular component (GO): lamellipodium; neuron projection; postsynaptic specialization membrane
Molecular function (GO): cadherin binding; calcium ion binding
Source: RefSeq, a predicted model, not a curated record
CAGAAACGCUGGUGGAGGACAGAGAGAGGGAGAGAGAGCAGCCUCGUGCCGCCGCGGUUUAACGGGAAUUAAAAACGAGAAGAGUGAAAACACAACAACAGCAACAACAGCAACAACAAACAUGCAUCCGUCGUGGAUGUGGAUGCUGAUGCUGAUGCUGACGAUGGCGGCUCUGCAGUGUGUCCUCAGUGCAGAGGCUGUGCAGUCGUUGUCAGGCAAACGGGAGUCGCCGUCGUGCACAAGAGGGUUUACGCAGGAGGAGUACAUCAUCGAAAUGGACCAAGAGCUGGAAAAGGGACAGGCUGUCUUCAACGUCAGCUUUAUGGACUGCGGUGGUGGUGAGGUGAGGUUCAUGGUCAGAGGCUCGUCGGACUUUAGGGUGAGUGAAGAUGGUGUGGUCUACGCCCAGCGGUGCCUUAACCUGGCAGGAAAGAAAAAAGUUUCCACAGUGGUCUACGCUCAAGACUUGCAGUCCAAGCAGGUGUGGAAGACCCGAGUGCACUUCCACGUCCGUCCACAUGGCAACGGCGCAAAUCCUGAACAGGUAAAGCCCAGUGAUGCAACACUGAUUCGACGGCUACCAGAGAUCUUGUUUCCAUGGCGCAGCGUGGUUGUCGGGGGCGACGGCACAGUGAGGCGGGUGAAGAGGGACUGGGUCAUUCCACCGAUCAACGUCCCUGAGAACUCGCGAGGACAGUUCCCCGAAGACCUCGUCAGAAUCCGCUCAGACCGAGACAAGAGCCGGAUGCUGCGUUACAGCGUGACGGGCCCCGGGGCCGAUCAGCCCCCGACCGGCAUCUUCAUCAUCAACCCGAUCACAGGCCAGCUGUCGGUGACUAAGCCUCUGGACAGAGAGCACAUCUCCAACUUUCACUUGCGAGCUCAUGCUGUGGACCUGAAUGGGAACCAGGUGGAGAAUCCCAUAGACAUCGUGAUUAACGUCAUCGACCAGAACGACAAUCGACCAGAGUUCACACACACCAUCUUCAACGGGUCUGUCCCGGAAGGAUCCAAGCCUGGAUCCUUUGUGAUGACGGUGACAUCGGUAGACAAAGACGAUCCCAAAACGGCCAAUGGCAUGCUGCGGUACAAGAUCCUCUCCCAGAAUCCUCAGAGCCCCUCCUCCAACAUGUUCACCAUCAACAACAAAACCGGUGACAUCAUCACGGUGGCAGCGGGCCUCGAUCGAGAGAAAGUGACUCAGUACACGCUGAUCAUCCAGGCCACAGAUAUGGAGGGAAACCCCACUUAUGGUCUGUCGAACACUGCGACCACUGUCAUCAGGAUCACUGAUGUCAAUGACAACCCUCCGGAGUUCACCACAGACACAUUCUUCGGGGAGAUUCAUGAGAACAGGGUGAAUGUGAUCGUUACUAACCUGACCGUGACCGACAAAGAUCAGCCUCACACUUCAGCCUGGAGCGCCGUGUACCGCAUCAUCGCCGGAGACCCCACUGGGCGCUUCUCCAUUCCCACUGACCCGACGACCAACGAGGGCCUGCUCACUGUGGUCAAGCCGAUAGACUUCGAGCUGACUCGCUCCUUCAUGCUGACGGUGGAGGCGGAGAAUGAGGUCCCGCUGGCCAGAGGCAUCCACCUGCCUCGUCAGUCCUCAGCAACGGUCUCCGUGCGAAUCCUGGACAUCAAUGAGAGUCCAGAGUUCAGCCCAAACCCCAAGUCCAUCAAACUAGAGGAAGGUCUACCUGCCGGGUCUCUGCUCACCACCUUCACCGCGCAAGACCCCGAUCGCUUCAUGAGACAAACUGUCCGGUACUCCAAGUUGUACGACCCUGCCAACUGGUUGGAGAUUGACCCGGUUAACGGUCGGAUUUCCACCAUCGCCAUCCUCGACCGAGAGUCUCCCUAUGUCAAGAACAACCUGUACAACGUCACCUUCAUGGCCUCAGACAGCGGUGUCCCGCCGGCCAGUGGGACAGGCACCCUUCAGAUGUAUCUGCUGGACAUCAAUGACAACGCCCCUCAUGUUUACCCACCUGAGGUGGAAAUGUGUGAGAGGCCGAAUCCCAACGGCAUCAACAUCACAGCCAGUGACGCCGACUUGACCCACAACGCCGGACCCUUCGCCUUCGAGCUCGCCAGUCGCCCAUCAGACAUUCGCCGCAACUGGACGCUCAGUCGCCACAACGGCGAGUAUGCUCAGCUUCGACUGAGGAUCAGCUCCUUGGCCAGUGGGAUCUACGAGAUUCCGAUCACCAUCACAGACUCUGGCAACCUUCCCAUGUCCAACACAUCCUACCUGAGGGUCAAGGUUUGCCAGUGCGAUCACCACGGAGACUGCGUGGACAUGGAACGAUUCAUUGCCACAGGACUUGGCACUGGAGCCAUCAUUGCCAUCCUCAUCUGUAUUAUCAGCCUACUAGUGCUGGUGCUGCUGUUUGUGAUGUGGAUGAAGAGGAGGGACAAGGAGCGUCAGGCCAAGCAGCUCCUCAUCGACCCAGAGGACGACGUCCGGGACAACAUCCUCAAAUAUGACGAGGAGGGAGGUGGAGAGGAAGACCAGGACUAUGAUCUGAGUCAGCUGCAGCAGCCCGAUGCCCUGGAGCCAGAGUGUGUCAAAGUGGGGAUCAGACGUCUGGAUGAGAGGCCCCUCCAUCAUGACCACCAGUACCCAGUCCGCUCUGCUGCACCGCACCCAGGGGACAUCGGAGACUUCAUCCAUGAGGGCCUGAAGGCGGCCGACAACGACCCCACUGCUCCCCCGUACGACUCCCUGCUGGUGUUCGACUAUGAAGGCAGUGGCUCCACCGCCGGUUCCCUCAGUUCCCUGCACUCCGCCUCCAGCUACGGAGACCAGGACUACGACUACCUCGGCGACUGGGGGCCUCGGUUCCGGAAGCUAGCCGACCUGUACGGAGGAGGGGACGAUUAACACGUUCA